CGGCUACUGGGGCUUCGAUGAGAGGGAGGCGAGUGAGAGAACCCGCGUCUCAGGAUGAUGCGAUGUAGCGUUUCCAGCUCUGCAUUUUAACGACAUUCGACUAUAUCCGUUAAAACCUGAGUUCCAGACCAUUGUGGAACAUUCUUCUGUUCGGGGACAUGCGCUGGUAAAUCGUCUGGUCCUCCAACCGUUAAAUGUCUGUCCGUUCAUCUGGUAGAUGGACAAGGGACCGACGGUCUCCUUGACGCCUCUCCGGUUUUCCGUUCUCCAGCUAACGGAGGCAUGCCAUUGGCCGAGUCAGAAGCCUGUGUUUUCUUUUUUUAGAGGCUGUUCAACAUCCAUAGUGAAGCGUAGCCUCGAGAGAAAACAGCUGCGGCUCGAGCGAGACAUCAGGAACGAGCAAUAGAAUCGAAGCUAAAAGACUCUUGAAUUUCAGUCUGCUUUCAAUUUCAUUCAAAUAUUGUUUCAUCACGCCCUUAUCUAGCAUCCUUCGCGGUAACAGUCAUCGCUCGAGAGAGGAUCCCAGGGGAAUUGUGCAAUCGAUGUGACGCACGAGCGGGGAAAGCCAUCGACACCGUUACAGUGUGUGUGUGUGUGUGUGAUCAUAUUAGCGUUAUGGGGUUUGUUUAAAUCACCCCACUCCAUUUGUAGGUGUUGAUUUACGAGCAGCGUAGGAUAUUCUCUUGUCUGCACCGUGACAUUUUCCCUCGGCGCGGCCUCGCCCGCGGAGGACGCGCGCAUUAAAUAUUUAAUUUCAUGCCUCAACCGGAGAGACGGAGUAAGGGAGGAGAGAACAGAGGCUGAACGACGACGGGCGGAGACGGCGCGAGGAGAGGGGAGGCUCGAAAACGGAGGAUGAACGAGACGCACUGAACAAUCGAGGAGGAGGGGUACCGGCGCAGCGGGGGCCUGACGGUUGUCUUCAAGCGUGUGACGGUGGUGUCGCUCCCUAACUCUUCCCCUCUCCGCCAUGGCACACUCUCUUUGGUUCCUGGGGGUGUGCAUGCUGACCCUGGCGCACGUCGCCCCCUCUGGGCAAGCCAUGUCUCGGGCCGCCAUGCCCUUCGGUCUCCUCCGGAGGGAGCUGGCGUGCGAGGGCUACCCCAUCGAGCUGCGCUGCCCAGGAAGUGAUGUUGUGAUGGUGGAGACGGCCAACUACGGCCGCACGGACGACAAGAUCUGCGACGCCGACCCGUUCCAGAUGGAGAACACCCAGUGCUACCUCCCCGACGCCCUCAAGAUCAUGUCCCAGAGGUGUAACAACAGGACCCAGUGUGUGGUGGUAGCGGGGGUGGAUGUGUUCCCUGACCCGUGUCCUGGAACAUACAAGUACCUGGAGAUCCAGUACGAGUGUGUCCCUUACAGGAAAAUAAAGCCCGCCCCCUAG
Osmerus eperlanus (European smelt) is the source of this 1387-nucleotide messenger RNA. RefSeq names its product adhesion G protein-coupled receptor L1-like. Gene Ontology annotation, molecular function: carbohydrate binding. Gene Ontology annotation, biological process: signal transduction. The transcript has 5 exons. The record is from RefSeq and is a predicted model, not a curated record. The coding region runs from base 971 to 1387 and encodes 138 amino acids. Lineage: Eukaryota; Metazoa; Chordata; Actinopteri; Osmeriformes; Osmeridae.